AUGACUAAAGGAACAAAUCUCAUUUCGAUUACAAAUUAUUGUAGAUCAUCAGUUGAAUUGGAAACAAGAAUGACAUCAGUCGAACGUGUACUCGAUUACUGUUCUCUUGAUCAAGAACCUCCAGCACAAGUUCCACUAAAUCGUCGACCACCGUCAAAUUGGCCAUCUCAUGGUAGAAUCGUAUUCGAAAAUGUUUCUAUGUCUCAUUCAUCUGAUAACCAAUCAUCACUUGCUCUACAUCAUCUUUCAAUGACAAUUGAAGCUGGUGAAAAAGUGGGCAUUGUAGGAAGAACAGGUGCUGGAAAGAGUUCAUUGAUUCAAACAUUGUUUCGUAUGGGAACACUUGUUAAUGGUCAUAUUAAAAUCGACAAUAUUGAUAUUGCGACAAUUGGCUUGGAUGAUGUUCGACGUCAUAUUUCCAUCAUUCCACAAGAUCCUAUUCUUUUUACAGGUACUAUGAGAAGUAAUCUCGAUCAAUUCAACGAAUAUUCUGAUGCAGAAAUUUGGCGUGCACUUGAACAGGUACAAUUAAAAACAUUAGUUGUUGAUCGAAUGUCAAAUGGACUUCAUUCAAUAGUGAGUGAAGGUGGUUCAAAUUUGAGUGUUGGACAAAAACAACUCGUAUGUUUGGCAAGAGCUAUUUUAAAAAUGAGUAAAAUUCUUGUAAUCGAUGAAGCCACUGCCAAUGUUGAUAAUGUCACUGAUGAAUUGAUUCAACGAGCUAUUCGUGAAAAAUUCAAAGAAUGUACAGUUCUUACUGUAGCUCAUCGUUUACGAACAGUGAUCGAUAGUGAUCGUAUUCUGGUUCUUGGUAAUGGAGAAUUGCUCGAAUUCGAUUCACCCAAAGUUCUUCUCUCGAAUUCUACUUCUCAUUUUGCUUCACUCGUCGAACAAACAGGUGUAGCUGAGGCUGAAUAUCUUCGAAUGUUAGCAAAUAUGAAAUCAACAAAAGACAAGCAGGAUUUUGAUCAAGAACCAUUACCAGAUAGCAAAGAAACUGAUCCUCUUCUAAUAUAA
Rotaria sordida is the source of this 1017-nucleotide messenger RNA. The record is from the annotation of a GenBank genome assembly. Lineage: Eukaryota; Metazoa; Rotifera; Eurotatoria; Philodinida; Philodinidae.